Messenger RNA from Candidula unifasciata, 1104 nucleotides. The record is from the annotation of a GenBank genome assembly. NCBI's taxonomy places the organism in Eukaryota, Metazoa, Mollusca, Gastropoda, Stylommatophora, Geomitridae.
AUGUCUAGAGAAUCGUCACCUAACGCCCUACUGAUGGGUGCCAUCGAAGACUGGAAUGAUUUGGAGAAAGAAUAUACCCAGCUUGAGGAAGAUCAUAAGAAUUACUGUGAAUUGUUGAGCAGACUCAGCGCCGCCCAGCAGAAAUGUCUCAGCCAGAUUGCUCAUCAUCGCUACAGAAUCAAGUGCAUUCUGGAUCUCUUGAACAGAGCGUCAAAGGCACCUCAUGGAGAAGAGGAGAGGAAGCAAAUAGCAGACUUGAAGAUGAAGAUUGCCGAUCGGAAAAUUAAUUUUCAUGAAAUGGAGGACAACCUGCCACAUAAAAAUGGGCUGUAUCUGAGAAUUAUUCUUGGCCAGGUCAACGUAUCAUUGCUGACAAAGGAAGCCAAGUUCAUCUACAAGAAGGACUAUGAAACAUUCAAGCUGACAGUCAGUUACAUCAUCCUGGCUUUGGCCUUCCUCUCUGGCUUUUUGGUCAGCUCUAGAUGGUGUGAUGCUGUGCUCAACUUUCUGUUGGUCUGGUACUACUGUACACUGACUAUCAGAGAGAGCAUCCUUCGAGUCAACGGCUCCAGGAUCAAAGGCUGGUGGUUGACGCAUCAUUUCAUAUCCACGGUUUGUGCAGCCAUCAGUUUGAUCUGGCCUGAUGGAUACACAUACUCGAUGUUUCGAUACCAGCAUAUUCUGUUUGUCAUCUAUCUCAGUUUUGUGUAUGUCCUCCAGUACUACUACCAGAGUGGCUGUCUCUAUCGGCUGCGAUCUCUUGGCGAGAGUCAUGAGAUGGACAUCACUGUGGAGGGCUUUAUGUCCUGGAUGUGGAAGGGGCUGUCAUUUCUGCUUCCAUUCCUCUACUUUGGCUACUUUUUCCAGCUUUACAACGCAUACGUCUUGUUCCAGUUGUCUCAACAUCCACUGUGUGAGGAGUGGCAGGUUCUUGCUCUCAGUGCCAUCCACCUGACGCUGUUUCUGGGCAAUGUCUCAACCACCAGCCUGGUUGUGGUCAACAAGGUCCGCUCAGAUGGUAUUCUGGUGCCUUAUCUGAAGAACAAGUACAAAUUUGGCCUUGUGGCCAACUUCCUUAACCAAGGUCACGACCACGCCGAGUGA